This is a messenger RNA of Melitaea cinxia (Glanville fritillary), 801 nucleotides long. RefSeq names its product outer dense fiber protein 3-like. The record is from RefSeq and is a predicted model, not a curated record. Bases 1 to 801 code for a protein of 266 amino acids. Lineage: Eukaryota; Metazoa; Arthropoda; Insecta; Lepidoptera; Nymphalidae. The transcript is spliced from 5 exons.
AUGCCGUGGGGUUGGGAGUGUAGAGCUAAAUUAAUAAAACAAGUGCCAACAAAACCAACCAAACCUCGUGGUACGGUCUCAAGUGCUUCAAAAUGUCCAGGACCAAAUCACUAUGAAACUCCAGAAAUAUUUUGUGGUAAAGGAUAUUCGCAUAUAAAACGGGCGCUCGCUUUUACUUUUGGACAUCUGACUCCCGUCACCAAAAGAAAACCACCGAUCUUGAACUCAGCGCCUAUGUUGGAUACAAGCGGAAUGGGACCAAAAGGUGGUUACAAAGUAAAACACGGUGUAGUCUCUCCUCGAAUCGAAGUUUCCCAAGAGAGAGGACUUUCUCCAGGGCCUGCCAAUUAUGCACCACGUAGUGAGGCGAUGUAUAAGCGAGUGCCAGCUUACAGCAUGCGUCCUCCAGCGCCUCCGCCUUAUCAACCGUGGGACCAGUGGACACCAUCGCCAAACAUGUAUUUGCCUCGGAUACCAGGCAAGAGGAACUCUCCAGCCUACUCUUUUGGUAAUCCCGCAAAAGAAUUAAGUAGUCAGAUGAUUCCAAGCCCGGGAGCCCAUGAUCCUAAAUUUGAAUAUGUUCAGAAAAGUAAACCAGCUUACUCGUUUGGAGCGCCUUAUAGAUCUUUGAAGCCACCUAAAGUUCCACCUCCAAAUAGGUAUUGUGAGAAAAAGUUUAUGUAUCCAAAACGAGCGAUACCAGCUCCUUCAUUCGGUAUUCGUCAUACGCCAUAUCUCGGCAAGCAGCCCGAAUACCUGAGAUCGUCAAAACUGGAUCUAAUUGUUACGAAAGAUAUUUGA